This is a messenger RNA of Capsicum annuum, 860 nucleotides long. RefSeq names its product tobamovirus multiplication protein 2B. The coding region runs from base 104 to 514 and encodes 136 amino acids. The record is from RefSeq and is a predicted model, not a curated record. Lineage: Eukaryota; Viridiplantae; Streptophyta; Magnoliopsida; Solanales; Solanaceae. The transcript has 5 exons.
AAAAAGAGUCAUAUAUAGAUUGGAGGAGCAAAUAUUAUUUUUCCUUCAUUCAAUAUUUGUAAAUUGAGGCAAAGUGACGUGGCACCCCAUCAAGAAAAUUAGGAUGGCAGCGCCUAGGCCGACGCCGACCGUCAAAGGCGGCAGCAGUAGCAGAGAUGGUUCAGCGAAAACAAUGGUGGCUGAUCAAAUAACACAAUCUAUACAAUCAACUUCCAAUCUCCUCCAUCUCAUGCUUCAGUCUUCCCCAUCACAGGCUGAACUGAUGAAGCUGCCAAAAAGUCUUUUUGCCAAGACUUCUACCAUCAAGAAUACUGAGCUGGUAUUAGAGCAGCUGCCUCGGGUAAUUUCAUCAUUGGAUGCUCAUAUGGACAACGGGUUGCAGAGUGUUCCUCAGCUGAAAACUGUAAUGCAGCUGCUCUCAAACAUAGAAAAUUGCCAGCUGAAGACCCUAUCCAGUGCUCAAGCUAUUCAACAGGAGACUGAAUCAGUAGAGCUACCUCCAGAAGCCAGCUAACGUUCCUUAGAAUGAUUCGAUAAAAUCGCACAAUACUGGGCAAGUUUAUAAUCAUGUCAUCCUGAUACUUGGAGUCUCUGAUAAAGAUGAUACAGAAUUGAUUGAUAUCAUUCUCUGGUUAGCAAAAGAACUCUUAAUGCUUCAGCUCCAGCAACGGUUUUGCUUUUAAUUUAGAGCUAUAAUUGUGUGUAAUACAAUCAAAACCUAGAGUUGAACUGCAAUUUUACUGACUAAUCAUUCUCAGUCAGGGCUGAGGUUGGAGAUAUUCAAUAUUCACUCAUGUAUAUUCUUGGUUCUAUUGAUGAUGCUUAUAUAAGAAAUAUUUAACUUUGACUUUCCGUUCCAA